This is a messenger RNA of Cucurbita maxima (winter squash), 722 nucleotides long. RefSeq names its product mitochondrial intermembrane space import and assembly protein 40 homolog. Bases 63 to 554 code for a protein of 163 amino acids. The record is from RefSeq and is a predicted model, not a curated record. Gene Ontology annotation, biological process: protein import into mitochondrial intermembrane space. Gene Ontology annotation, cellular component: mitochondrial intermembrane space. NCBI's taxonomy places the organism in Eukaryota, Viridiplantae, Streptophyta, Magnoliopsida, Cucurbitales, Cucurbitaceae. Gene Ontology annotation, molecular function: protein-disulfide reductase activity. The transcript is spliced from 4 exons.
CUUCGGUCCGCCUUUUCAGAGUUUAUACGGUUUCCAACUUGAGUUGUGGACUUGAGAGAAGGAUGGGUCAAACGGAAAGCGUAGCAGCGGCAUCGUCUACGAACGAUCUACCACAAAGCCGGAAUCCGUCUCCAAGUCCAGUCUCCGGUUGUUCUUCUGAAUCUCCCUCCAUGGAGUCUCUAAUUGCAGAAGCUGCAGCUUAUGGCAAUGAAGCAAAUGAGUCUCUUGAGGCCAAAGCUAACAGAGCGUUAGAGUGCCCCUGCAUAGCUGACUUGCGUAAAGGUCCAUGUGGGGUCCAAUUUUCUGAUGCUUUUCUUUGCUUCUUCAAGAGUACUGCAGAGGAAAAGGGAUCGGACUGCGUGCAUCCUUUUGUGGCUUUGCAGAGCUGCAUAAAAGCAAACCCUAAUGCAUUCUCAAAGGAUGUAUUGGAUGAAGAAGAAGAAGAAGAGGAAGAGGAAAGGGAAAAGCAGAAGGCUGAAGAGCCAACACAAGAUUACAGAAUCAUUCCUCCUUCAUGGUCUAGAGAACCUCAAGCUCCCAAGUCCAAGCUUUAGCUCAAACCAUGAGCUUCCAUUUUGUCUGCCCUGGUAUGAAUGAUUAUUAUGAUUAUUUUAUUGGGGAUGAGCCUACAUUCUUCAAAUAAAUAUGUUUGAAAAUCUGCUAGUUACAUUGUAGCAAAUAUUCCUGAUUUUUAAAAGGUAAAGAGUAGACAUGAACUUUAC